AUGUCGCACUCCCAGAGAACAUACGACCUGCUGAUCAAGCUGCUGCUGAUAGGCGACUCCGGCGUGGGCAAGUCGUGUCUGCUGCUGCGGUUCUGCGAGGACCAGUUCACCCCCUCCUUCAUCACCACCAUUGGUAUCGACUUCAAAAUCCGAACGAUUGACAUUGGCAAUCAGCGGGUCAAGCUGCAAGUGUGGGACACGGCCGGCCAGGAGCGGUUCCGAACCAUCACCACCGCCUACUACCGGGGCGCCAUGGGCAUUCUGCUGGUGUACGACGUGACGGACGAAAAGUCCUUCAACAACAUUGAAAACUGGUACCAGAACGUGCAGAGCUACGCCAACGAGGGCGUCGAGCUCAUUCUGGUCGGCAACAAGUGCGACCUCGAUGAGAAGCGAGUCGUUUCCACAGAACAGGGCCAGGCCUUGGCAGAUAAGUUUGGCAUUCCCUUCUUGGAGGCCUCAUCCAAGACCAACAUUAACGUCGAGGAGUGUUUCUACUCGGUUGCCACUCGAAUCAGGGACACUGUGGCCAAGACCAAGGGCAACGAGUCUGGGUCGGGCGGCAUCAACAUCGCCGAGGGCGAGGAAAACUCCGCCUCCAAGUGCUGUUAA
Molecule: messenger RNA, 612 nt
Organism: Yarrowia lipolytica CLIB122
Lineage: Eukaryota; Fungi; Ascomycota; Dipodascomycetes; Dipodascales
Biological process (GO): regulation of exocytosis; protein secretion; protein localization to plasma membrane
Cellular component (GO): plasma membrane; endosome
Molecular function (GO): GTP binding; GTPase activity
Source: RefSeq, a predicted model, not a curated record